This is a messenger RNA of Salvia hispanica, 3118 nucleotides long. RefSeq lists its product as uncharacterized. Gene Ontology annotation, molecular function: protein binding; zinc ion binding; histone methyltransferase activity. NCBI's taxonomy places the organism in Eukaryota, Viridiplantae, Streptophyta, Magnoliopsida, Lamiales, Lamiaceae. The record is from RefSeq and is a predicted model, not a curated record. Gene Ontology annotation, cellular component: nucleus.
UAUGCUACAACCACCACCCGCCGGCUUCUCCUACUUCUUUUCCGGGCCACCUCUUCGCCGUUCCACCACCACCUGCCAUCGCUCCUCCACCGUCACACAAUCUCCACGCCGCUGCCUCCUCCCUCAAAUCAACCCUCCCGUCAUAAAAUGCAAUAUCCAGCCCCUCACUUAACUCACAACAACACUGUUCUACACUGAACUGUUUCAUACUAACUCCAGUUCAUGAAUAAAACCAUGGAAUUAUACUAGGAACAAUGGCAUUUCGCUUUAAAACUCUGUUCUCUCUUUAAGUGUGACAAUGUACACGUCUAGGUUGCACCCUUGAUUAAUAAAUCAGUGGAAUGCUUAUACAGUAUAAGGUGCAACCUCAGGCUUAAUGUGGUGUUUAUAUAGCUUUAUUACAGGCUCAAACUGUUGUGUGUGGCAAGAUAGAAUCCUGUCCUACUUGUGGUAGAAAUUUCUGUGAUAAAGAAUCCAUUGAAAUGGGGAAGGGAGCAAAAAUGAAGAAGGAACGAGAAAUCAAGUUUGCCAAUGCCAUUGAGGCUAUGAAUAUUAUUGGGAUCAAGGAAGAGAAGGUCUUGCCAGUACUGAAAACACUGGUGAAACUGUGUGACGAUAAUUGGGCACUUAUUGAAGAGGGAAAUUAUAGAGCCCUUGCAGAUGCUAUACUUGUUAAAGAUGAGAGAGAUGUGGAAGAGCAGCCAAGGAAGAAUGUGGAUAAUGGAGCACAAGACCAUUUGGAGAAAGAAGCUCGGGAAGCUGAAGAACCUGAACGGCCAAUGAAAAUAUUGAAACAUGGACAUCUAAAUCAUCAAACUUCCUCCUCAAGUACUUCUAAUACAAGCAUGUCUCCUUUUCGUCCUAAAGAACCAGAUAAACUAUCUGAAAUGCACUGCAUCAAACUGAAUGGUACACGAGGCAUGGAGGAGUCACCCCAAAACAAUGCUAAAAGAAAAAUGGUUACGCCAUUAGUUGUCACGUCCCAGUCAUUUGGUCAAAGUAAAGGAAAGCAGCCUAGUUCUUCUAACUCUUUGGUUAAUGAGAAUGGUGAUCCCAACCACCCCAGUAGCAUCAAUGGGAGUCAAAAAAGUGUCAGACAAACAAAUGCACCAAGAAUACCUUCUCAUCCAAUGAGACUGAGAGAUAGAGGUGCAGGAGCUGCAUCUCUUCAAACUCCAUCAAGGACAGUCUCUAAGAGUUCAUCACAUGCUAUACAACAAUCAGAGCCUAAAGUGCCAGACACCGUGUGGUCACUUGAAAAGGACAAAAUCGGAAAUGAUGCUAUAUUUAAGACUAAAGAUGCGCCAACCACUGAUGACGAGCCACAUAUAUCACAUGGAGGAGAUUCUAUUACAAAACCAACAUCACUACAAUAUGUCAGGGAAAGAAGAAGUACAGCUGAUGUCACUAUGGUUUUGUGUGAAUCAAGAAACAGUGGCAAGUUGGGAACAGAUUUAAAUAGGCAAUCAGUAAUUGGUGACACAACUAAAUCAUCAGCUGCAGGUGUUAGAGGUGCCGAGGCCUUGGUCAUCAGUUCUUUGAAUGGAAUGGUUGGUUCUAGAUCUGGUGCCGAUGUCCCUAAGCCAAAAUCUAAGGUACUUUCUCCACCUUUAAAUGGCAGGAGUGGUAGGCCACAACUGAACAAAUUGAACACCGAAGAUAAUAUUGUGGUAAACAGAGAAAACCAAGGCAAUUGUCCUGAAGAUAUAAAUGGUCUGAGAUGGGAAGCUGUUCAACAACCCCAGCUGAAUGGUCAGACUAUCAAGCCAAUCCAUGAUUUUGUUGAUAUUUCCAAGGGACAAGAAAAGUUUCCUAUUGCAUUAGUGAAUGAAGUCAAUGAUGAGCGUCCUCCUUCUUUCUGCUACAUUCGCCAAAAUGCAAUAUACCAAAAUGCGUAUGCAAAUUUUUGUUUGGCUCGUAUUGGAGACAAUAGUUGUUGUUCUACCUGUUCUGGUGAUUGUCUAUCCUUAUCCUUACCUUGUGCAUGCUCAUAUGAAAGUGGAGGCGAGUUUGCUUACACUGCGGAUGGCCUUGUCAAGGAAGAACUUCUUAAUGAGUGUAUUUCCAUGAAUCUUGAUCCAAAGCAACAUUGUCAAUUUUUCUGUCAGCAAUGUCCACUAGAAAGAUCAAAACGCGAGGAUAGUAUUGAACCUUGCAAGGGGCAUUUAGUAAGGAGCUUUAUUAAAGAAUGUUGGAUCAAAUGUGGCUGUAAUAUACAGUGUGGAAAUCGAGUAGUGCAGAGAGGAAUUAGUCGCAAAUUACAGGUGUUUAUGACGCCUGAAGGAAAAGGCUGGGGUUUACGCACACUGGAGGACCUGCCAAAGGGUGCCUUUGUCUGCGAAUAUGUUGGAGAAGUUUUAACAAAUGCGGAACUAUUCGAACGUGUUUUGAGUAGCCCUGAAGGGGAGAAACAUUCAUAUCCAGUUCUUCUUGAUGCUGAUUGGUGUGCAGAAGGAGUGCUGAAAGAUGAAGAAGCGCUUUGCUUAGAUGCUACUUAUUAUGGAAAUGUAGCACGGUUUAUUAAUCACAAGUGUUAUGACUCGACCUUAGUGGAAAUACCUGUUGAAGUGGAGACUCCCGAUCAUCACUACUAUCAUCUUGCUUUCUUCACUAGUAGAAAAGUAAAAGCCAUGGAAGAACUCACUUGGGAUUAUGGAAUUGAUUUUGAUGACCACGACCACCCUAUUAAGGCGUUCCGUUGUCAAUGUGGUAGCGAGUUCUGCCGUGACAUCUAACGUUCUAGAUCUAGAGCAGGUAGGAGAUACCAGAGUGGCUGUGGUACUCUACUUCCAAAUUUAGCCCUUACAAACAUUGAUUGAUUGACAUAGCUAGGGUUCUACAUCCUUAAAAUAGGCAUUGACCCAGCUUUACUUGGACUGGGUAAUUUGAGUUGUUUUUCAUUAUUUUUUUAUGCUGUGUAGUGCAUGUAUGAGGAAUUUAGAUGUUGCGGAAAUUAUAAUUUUGUGUGAGUAAAUGUGUUUGUAGCCGAACUGAUUUGGCAUUGAUCCCAGAAAAAAUGGUCAGAGCAGUGUCCGUAGCUAGUGUUUGUAAUAAAUUGUGUUGUACUGUAUGUUUUUCAUUCAUUACCAUUAGUUAAUGUCAUGGAUUUUCUGUAGCA